AUGGAUGCUGUGGAACUUGCCAGAAGGCUGCAAGAAGAGGCCACCUGUUCCAUCUGCCUCGACUACUUUAUUGAUCCUGUGAUGACAGCCUGUGGCCACAACUUCUGCAGAGAAUGCAUCCAGAUGAGCUGGGAGAAAGGGAAGGGCAAGAAAGGGAAGAAGAAGCAGAAGGGCUACUUCCCCUGCCCCGAGUGCAGGGAGAUGUCCCCUCAGAGGAACCUGAGGCCCAACCGCCUACUGAUAAAGGUGGCAGAGAUGGCCCGCCAGCACCCUGGGCUGCAGAAGCGAGACUUGUGCCAGAUACACCAAGAGCCACUCAAGCUGUUCUGCCGGGAUGACCAGAGCCCUAUUUGUGUGGUCUGCAGGGAGGCCCAGGAGCACCGGGUGCACAGCGUGCUGCCUGUGGACGAGGCUGCAAGGGAGUAUAAGGCAAAGUUGGAGGAAGACAUAAAGUAUCUUCGGGAGGAGAUAAUGAAGACGGAGACGCUGCAAGCCAAGGGGGAAGUGACCUUAACUGAAUGGCAGGAGAAAGUGAAGGAGCGCAGAGAGCGUAUCCUGGAGGAAUUCCAGAAGGUGGUCCUAUUCCUGGUGGAAGAGGAACGUCGGCUUCUCCAGGUCCUGAAGAAGGAGGAAGAGGAUACCUUAGGGAGGCUGCAGAAGAGCAAAACCUUCCUGGAUCGCCAAAGCAGCUCUCUGGACACGCUCCUGUUGCAGCUGGAGGAGCAGAGCCAGCAGGAGCCCCUCCAGAUGCUGCAGGAUGUGAAGGACACCUUGGCCAGGAAGGAGAGCCUCUGCGUGCAGUAUCCAGAGAUGGCCCUCCCCGUGGCCAUCAAGACCGUGUGCCGAGUUCCAGGGCAGAUAGAAGUGCUCAAAAGUUUCCAAGAGGACGUGGUGCCGGACCCCAGCUCUGCGUACCCCUAUCUCCUCCUGUAUGAGAGCCGCCAAAGGCGGUACCUGAGCCCACCACCAGAGGACAGCACCCCCUACAGCAAGGACCGGUUCGUGGCCUACCCCUGCGCUGUGGGACAGAAGAGCUUUUCCUCUGGAAGGCACUACUGGGAAGUGGGCAUGAAUCUUACCGGGGAUGCACUCUGGGCCUUAGGCGUGUGCAGGGACAACGUGAGCCGGAAGGACAGGGUGCCCAAAUCCCCGGAAAAUGGGUUCUGGGUAGUGCAGCUGUCCAAGGGGAAGAAGCACUUGUCCCUGUUAACCGACUCCACUCCCAUCACACUCACCGAGCCUCCCAGCCACAUGGGCAUCUUCCUGGACUUCCAGGCUGGGGAGGUGUCCUUCUAUAGUGUGAACGAUGGGUGUCACUUGCACAGCUUUUCCCAGGCUGCCUUCCCUGGGCCGCUGCUGCCGUUCUUCUGCUUGGGAACUCCAAAGUCGGGCCAGAUGGUCAUUUCUACAGUGACCAUGUGGGUGAAGGGAUAGAGGCUUGGAACCAGACACAGUCCCUGAGCGUGCCUCGGGUUCCCCGGAAGUCAGGGCACUUCACCACUGUGGCUACCUACCCAGGCUUUCUCUGGGAGUGCCGAGAGCCAAUACCUGUGCUGGCAGGACAAUUUCCCGAAAUACAACCACGAUUAAAAUGAUCAAAUUCUGAA
Myodes glareolus (Bank vole) is the source of this 1607-nucleotide messenger RNA. RefSeq names its product tripartite motif containing 17 (gene Trim17). Gene Ontology annotation, molecular function: zinc ion binding; protein binding. The record is from RefSeq and is a predicted model, not a curated record. Lineage: Eukaryota; Metazoa; Chordata; Mammalia; Rodentia; Cricetidae.